AUGGAAUUAAAUGAUCACGAACGCGAGUCCUUUGAAUGGGCAUUCUCCUUACUAACCGACGAUAAAUCUGGCUUCAUUACCCAAAAGGAACUCGUUGGGUUUUUGCACGCUUUGGGGAAGACGGCAAGCGAAAGUCAGAUGAACGCCAUGAUCAACGAGGUGGACGAGGAUGGUAAUGGAUUUAUCGAUUUCAAAGAGUUCGUCACCGCCUUGUCGCGAAAACUGAGUGGAAAUCUAGAUGAUGACGAAAUACGCGAUACAUUUCGGGUGUAUGACAAAGAUAAUACCGGUUUCAUUACCGCCGACCAGGUGAAGACCGUAUUCUUCGAUUUGGAUCAGCCGAUAGCAGACGACGAGAUUGAUGAAAUGAUACGAACCUAUGAUAGCGAUGGCGAUGGAAUGCUGAACUACGAAGAAUUUGUCGAAAUGUUGACAACCCGUUAG
Molecule: messenger RNA, 444 nt
Organism: Drosophila nasuta
Lineage: Eukaryota; Metazoa; Arthropoda; Insecta; Diptera; Drosophilidae
Product: calmodulin-like
Exons: 1
Coding region: 1-444 (147 amino acids)
Molecular function (GO): calcium ion binding
Source: RefSeq, a predicted model, not a curated record